AUCGAAUAAUUCGCCUCAAUUUCUCGGACAAUCAAUAACAAACAUGGCGGACGAGAUCGAAGUUUUUCAGAAAAACGACUUGCCUAAUGUAGCUUUCCCUGUCUUCGAAGAAAUAAGGAGGCAAGGAAAACUAUGCGACGUUACACUGAAGGUUGGUGACAGGAAGUUCAGAGCUCACAGAAUUAUAUUGGCCUCAACUAUUCCAUACUUUCAUGCUAUGUUUACACAUGACAUGGUUGAAUCAAAGCAAGAUGAAAUCAGCAUGCAGGGAAUAGAUCCAAAUGCGCUGGAAGCAUUAGUGAAUUUUGCGUAUAAUGGUAGAGUGGAGAUAGACCAGAACAAUGUGCAAUGUUUGCUUAUAGCUGCAAGUUUCCUACAUCUACAGGCAGUAAAAGAUGCUUGUUGUGAAUUCUUAAAAAAGAGACUCCAUCCCUUGAAUUGUCUUGGUGUACGGUCAUUUGCUGACCAGUAUAUGUGUACAGGUCUCGUUGAAGCAGCCAAUAAAUAUAUACAGAAACAUUUCAAGGAUGUUGGAAAAUCAGAAGAAUAUUUAAAUCUGUCGCAGACCGAUGUUGUAGAUAUACUUGGACGUGAUGAACUGAAUGUCAACUCAGAGGAACAGGUGUAUGAAGCUGCACUGAAAUGGGUCAAGAAGGACAUAUACGGAAGACAGGAGUACCUGCCAGAACUGAUGGCCAAAGUGAGGUUACCACUCCUUACACCUCAGUUCCUAAGUGACAGAGUGGCUUCAGAGGAACUUGUUAAAUCAGAUCAUAAAUGCAGGGACCUAUUGGAUGUUGCCAGAGACUAUCACUUGAUGCCAGAAAGACGACACUUGCUACAGACAUUCAAGGCUCGGCCUCGAUGUUGUACAGAUAUACCAGGAAUGAUAUAUGCUGUUGGAGGUCUAACAUCCUCAGGAGAUUCAUUGAGUGCAGUAGAAUGUUAUGAUCCAUUGCUGGGCCGCUGGAUGGUAGCUGAGGCUAUGAGCACAAUGAGAAGUAGGGUUGGGGUGACAGUUUUAAAUGGGUUGUUGUAUGCUAUAGGAGGAUAUGAUGGUCAGGAUAGGUUGAGUACAGUGGAAGUGUUUGAACAAGACACAAAAAGAUGGAAAAAAGUUGCUUCUAUGAAUUGUAAAAGAAGUGCUUUAGGCGCUACAGCAUUAAACAAGAGGUUGUACGUUCUCGGUGGAUAUGAUGGAGUUACUUCCCUUAGAUCAGUAGAAGUCUAUGACCCUGAAACUAAUGUUUGGACACUGUUAUCGAAUAUGUUAAAGCAUAGAAGUGCAGCAGGAAUUACUGUUCUUGAUGGAGAGAUAUACGCAUGUGGAGGGCAUGAUGGUCUUUCCAUAUUUGAUUCUGUGGAGUGUUAUAACACGUCUACAAACACAUGGCGAUAUCUGCCACCUAUGACAUCGAAACGUUGUAGACUGGGUGUUGCAUCUUUGAAUGGCAAACUGUAUGCAGCAGGUGGUUAUGAUGGGUCUGUGUUCUUGAAAUCUGUUGAAUGUUACGACCCUGUCUCCAAAUCAUGGUCUGCAGUCAAAGACAUGAAUGUGAAGAGAAGUAGAGUUGCUCUUGUUUCAACGUACGGAAAAAUAUAUGCAAUCGGAGGUUAUGAUGGUGCUGGAAAUUUAAGUUCAGUGGAAAUGUAUGACCCAGAAAAAGAUACAUGGACCUUUGUGAAACCCAUGGCUGUCCAUGAAGGAGGUGUCGGUGUGGGUGUUGUGCCAGUGGAGCCAGAAGUUUGAAGCUCUCUUUCAUACUGUUACCAGCUGUUUUAAUGUUUCCUGAUGUGGUUAAUGAGAAAAUGGUUGCACUGCUUAACACUGAUGCCUGCUUCUAUGCAGUUUACUGGUCUGGUUGAAUUUAGAAAUGGCUUCUGGUGUCAGCAUGUUCAGAAAAUAUUGCUGGUUAACCAGAAAUGCAAAUAUCAGGGUUUUAGAAAUCCUGUGUAUAGAGCAAUGGAGGAAGUUUCAUAAGGCUUUUAAUUUUUUCUAGAGUGAGCUCUGUGGGCUACCUUGUCAACUGCAAUUCAAUUUCAGUUAGUCAAGAAUCAGUAAUGUAGCUGUGAAUCUUUGAGUUUUUAUUGUUUUCUAACCAGUCAUUUAGAGCCAGUCAAAAGAUUAUGACAGUCGGGCCAAAAGAUUAUGACAGUCGGGCCUAGUAUCAUUAUUGCAUGUGAUGCAGUGUCUGGAACCAGAUACGCAAAUAUGAAAACUAGAGCAAGGUUGUAGUGCCAUCAUUCUUGUGAUUUUCAUAGCUUAGAUACUUGAAAAUUUGAAAAUUACUGUUAUGACAAAAUGUUGAUUAGUCUUGUCUACAAAAGAUAGAAGCAGGUCUUCGAUGUAGUGUGCAUUUAGAUACAGUGAAUAAGAGAAUGUGCUCUUCAGUCUGUGAUAGAACUGAGUAUAAGUGUAUUCCUUGUGUCUGAAACUAAUCCUGCCUGCUUAUUGAUACCAGGACAUGAUAUAGUAUGGAUUAUCUACAUUAUUUUAUAUUUUAUUGUCUCUCCAGUUGCAUUGGGAAGUUUUAAAGUGAUGAUUUGCUUUGCAGAGAUAGUGAUUUAUGUAUUCACUUAUGGGUAAAAUAUUGUUGUUUUUUUUUUUUAAAUAUAUGGGUAAAAUAUUGUCCUAAAUGUCUAGUUUCACAUCAGACUCCCAAUGUUUGAUUCCUAUAAUUGUUAUUGGGAUAGAUAGUGUUUCUGCCUGGUCAACAAUCAUAAAUUAACCAUUGUUCUUGGACCAAACAAGUUUGCUUGGUUCUACUGUCUUGUAUAUUCUGUAAUAACACUGAUUUUUAAAAGCUCGUAAGUAUUAAAAUCGAAAAAUAUUGUUUAUAUCACAUUAGGUUUUGUUUUACUCCGACUAAAGGGCAGAGUUAAUGUAUACCAUUAUCACCUGUAAAUACCAUGCAUGUAUGUUAUAAAAAGACUUUAUGACUGUGUCCAGAAAAAUAUGCAGUCUUUAAUUGUGUAAUCAAGUGCUAUUAAAAGUACUGCAGUUUCUCUGCUGCGCAGAAUUCCAGCAUGUUUCUUGCUUAGAACAUAUCUGAUAUAUUAACAUAAAAGUAUUAUUUUAAUGUUCUGCUUUUGAUUGCUAGAAGAACAAGUGCAAAGACUUGUGUAAAAACUUGUAUGAAUAAUUCUGCAUAAAAUGAAUUACUUAUAAUUGUAUGCCUGUGUUAAAUAGCAAAGCUGUGUCUUUAAAUACACAUGUUUUGUAUACUUAUUCAAAUAUGAUAUGCCUGGAAUUUUAGCAUUUUAUAUGUGAGAUUAGUUUUCCUUAUUUACCAUAAAGUGUGAGAUAAUUAGCUCGUCUGAUUUUUGAAAAAAUCAAUGAUGUAUUGUCGUCCCUUGAUCAUUGGCAUUGGUUAAAAUUUUUUGUUUAGGUCUACUUUUUCUCAAACACUGCAAGAGCUACAGCUUUGAGACAUUACACACUUAUUUGUCAUCAUUAGGGGACUAGGUAGGCCAAGAACCAUAACUCUGAUAUGUAUUUUGUCAUAUGGCCAUUUUUGUACUUAGAAAAUUUUAGUUUCUUGGUUAAAUUUUUUGUUUAGGUCACCAUUUCUCAAAAACUAUAAAAGCUACAGCUUUGAAACUUUAUACACUUGGUUAUCAUCAUUAGGGGAUGAUGUAGGCCAAGACCCAUAACUCAAACCUGCAUUUUGUAGAAUUAUGGCCCUUUUUAUACUUAGAAAAUCUGAACUAUAUCUCUUUUCUUACAUAUUGUCCAGCACUUUCAGACGAGCAUUGGCACCCAUAGGCAGUACUCUUGUUUAUUUACUAUUGUUAGUUAAAAUAUGGAUAUAAGCUACAUAUGAAAAUCAUAAUCAUUAGUCAGUACAAAGGAGUUACUAGUAUUAUAUUGAAACUAGUAAGUUUCAAAAACAUUUAUGAAUCUUACGCAAGUAUUCGUGAAAAUGGGUUAAUACCUUUUGGCAUGUGUUUGUAUUUGGUUUACAGUUACAUGAUUUAUGGCUCAGUUCCGUUGAAAUAGCUGAUAAAGUUGACCCUCUUUGAUAAAUUAAGCUGGAAAACUUAUGUCUAUGAUUAUUUUGGGGAAAGCUUCUCUUUUUAGCUCACCUGUCACAUAGUGACAAGGUGAGCUUUUGUGAUCACCCUUCGUCCGUCGUCCGUCCCUGCGUGCGUCCAUGCGUCAACAAUUUCUUGUCUGCACGAUAGUGGUUUCAUUUAUGAUUUUAUUUUAACCAAACUUGCACACAACUUGUAUCACCAUAAGAUCUCGGUUCCUUUCUUGAACUGGCCAGAUCCGAUUAUGGGUUCCAGCGUUAUGGCCGCUGAAAGGGCCAAAAUUAGCUAUUUUGACCUUGUCUGCACAAUAGCAGCUUUAUUUAUGAUUUGAUUUUUACCAAACUUGCACACAACUUGUAUCACCAUAAGAUCUUGGUUCCUUUCUUAAACUGGCCAGAUUCCUUCAUGGGUUCUAGAGUUAUGGCCCCUGAAAGGGCCAGAAUUAGCUAUUUUGACCUUGUCUGCACAAUAGCAGCUUCAUUUAUGAUUUGAAUUUAACCAAACUUGCACACAACUUGUAUCACCAUAAGGUCUUGGUUCCUUUCUUGAACUGGCCAGAUUCCGUUAUGGGUUCCAGAGUUAUGGCCCCUGAAAGGGCCAGAAUUAGCUAUUUUGACCUUGUCUGCACAAUAGCAGCUUCAUUUAUGAUUUGAAUUUAAUCAAACUUGCUCACAACUUGUGUCACCAUAAGAUCUCUGUUCCUUUCUUGAACUGGCCAGAUCCCGCUAUGGAUUCCAGAGUUAUGGCCCCUGAAAGGGCCAGAAUUAGCUAUUUUGGCCUUGUCUGCACAAUAGCAGCUUUAUUUAUGAUUUGAUUUUAACCAAACUUGCACACAACUUGUAUCACCAUAAGAUCUUGGUUCCUUUCUCGAACUGGCCAGAUUCCAUCAUGGGUUCCAGAGUUAUAGCCCCUUAAAGGUCCAAAAUUGGCUAUUUUGACUUUUGCAGCCAUAUAGAGACUUCAUUUAUGGUUUGAUUGGAUACAAACUUCCAAAAUAUCUUCAACAACAAUAAGUCUUGGAUUCCAUGACAAACCUGUCAGAUCCAAUUGUAGGUUCCAGAGUUAUUUUAUAUCUUAUUACCUCCCCUGAUUGUAAUCAAAAUGGAUUUAUAUCAGUACUGUACAGUACUUACUUGAAAUUUCAUUUUUGGCAUUAUUUGGACUGAGACAAUCAGGGUAGAUAACUAUGGAAUGAUUUUAUGUCAAAUUACCUCCCUUUAUUUCAAAUUACAAUGGGUAUAUCUCCGUAACUAAUGAAGAUACUGAUCUGAAAUUUCAUUUAUGUCAACAGAUGGACUUGGACAAUCAGUGAAGAUACAUAUUGACUGAAUUUGUGACAAAUUACCUCCUUUAUUAUUUAUCUAAAUGAAUACACCUUAGCAGUUUCUAAUGAGAUUGGUUUGAAACGAUCAUAUCAUUUUGAGCAAUGGUACUCAGGUGAGCGACACAGGGCCAUCAUGGCCCUCUUGUUAAAAAUAAUGCUAAUAAAAGUUGUCUAGAAUGUAUUUCAGAACUAGAAUCUUUUACAUAUUUCUCAAGUAAUAUUUGAUAUUGUGCCAAAUCACAUGUUCAGGUAAGAUAAAAUGAUCUGUAAGCAAAAUGUUUACAAUUUAGUAUACACAAUUGAUCUGAUCUGAUUUAUUUCACUUUUUGCAAAAAAAAACCUAUGAAUGUAGUGAUUAGGUCAGUCUCUAAUUUUUCAACUUCAGAUGUAGCAAGAAAACAUUUUUUUCCUGCCCUAACCAGAUCAACUUUAACUACAUGUAUAUGCUUUUAUAGGCUUGAACUACUUCAGAUAAUUUGAGAUCACGCUCUUUGAACAAACUUAUUAAACCAGUGCCAAUAUAGAAAAAAGGUACCAAUGCAAACCCGACUUCAUUUAUUUACUAGUCCAUUAAUUUUUUGUGUUUGCUAAUGUAAUAUUGAUUAAUUGUCUUAACAAUUCACUGUUUACUUUAUAUACACACUUUUUACAUUUGUUAAUAUGUUUAAUGUUUUAAACUUUUAUCUGUCCUGACUUAAUAAACUGAUUUAUAAAAUG
Messenger RNA from Mercenaria mercenaria, 6076 nucleotides. RefSeq names its product kelch-like protein 18. The record is from RefSeq and is a predicted model, not a curated record. The transcript has 11 exons. Gene Ontology annotation, molecular function: protein binding. Bases 44 to 1750 code for a protein of 568 amino acids. NCBI's taxonomy places the organism in Eukaryota, Metazoa, Mollusca, Bivalvia, Venerida, Veneridae.